Lachancea sp. 'fantastica' is the source of this 576-nucleotide messenger RNA. Lineage: Eukaryota; Fungi; Ascomycota; Saccharomycetes; Saccharomycetales; Saccharomycetaceae. The record is from the annotation of a GenBank genome assembly.
AUGAAGUACAUCCAGACCGACCAGAUCCUAGACAUUCCAGAAGGUGUUACUGUGAACAUCAAGUCAAGAGUCAUCAAGGUUACCGGCCCAAGAGGUGCGUUGACCAAGAACUUGAAGCACAUUGACGUCACUUUCGCUAAGAUCAGCGACAGACAGGUCAAAAUCACCGUUCACAACGGUGACAGAAAGCACGUUGCUGCCUUGAGAACCGUCAAGUCUUUGGUUGCCAACAUGGUCACUGGUGUCACCAAGGGUUUCAAGUACAAGAUGAGAUACGUAUACGCCCAUUUUCCUAUCAACGUGAAUGUCGUGGACAAGGACAAUGAGAAAUUCGUCGAAAUCAGAAACUUUUUGGGUGACAAGCAAGUGAGAUUGGUGCCAGUCAGAGAAGGCGUCAGCAUUGACUUCUCUACCACUCAAAAGGACGAAAUCGUGCUUUCCGGUAACUCUAUCGAGAAUGUCUCUCAAAAUGCCGCCGACAUCCAGCAAAUCUGUCGUGUCAGAAACAAGGAUAUCCGUAAAUUUUUGGAUGGUAUCUACGUUUCCGAGAAAGGCUUUGUCGAAGUUGAUGCUUAA